Molecule: messenger RNA, 459 nt
Organism: Ogataea philodendri
Lineage: Eukaryota; Fungi; Ascomycota; Pichiomycetes; Pichiales; Pichiaceae
Exons: 1
Coding region: 1-459 (152 amino acids)
Biological process (GO): UDP-N-acetylglucosamine biosynthetic process
Cellular component (GO): endoplasmic reticulum; endoplasmic reticulum-Golgi intermediate compartment; Golgi apparatus
Molecular function (GO): glucosamine 6-phosphate N-acetyltransferase activity; monosaccharide binding
Source: RefSeq, a predicted model, not a curated record
AUGAAGGAUCAUCAUCUUCCUCAGGGGUACAAUCUGAGGCCAUUAGAGAAAGAAGACUAUGUCAAAGGGUAUUUGCAUACGCUUCAAACUCUCACGUCGGUUGGCGACAUUAGCCAGUUUCAGUUCAACGAAGUGGUGGACUACUGGAAGUCCCAGCCUAAAACGUACAAGAAUCUGGUGAUAACCAACUCAGAGAGCGAGGUUGUUGCCGUGGGAUCGCUGAUCGUGGAGACCAAGAUGAUUCACGGCUGCUCGAAAGUGGGACAUAUCGAAGACAUUGCUGUCCGGCCCGAUCAACAGGGUAAGAAGCUCGGAUUGUAUCUUGUGCGGGAGCUCGUGAAACUGGCCAAAGAGGAGGACUGCUACAAAGUGAUAUUGGAUUGCGAUCCGAGAAACGAAGUUUUCUAUGAAAAAUGCGGAAUGCAUAGAGCUGGACUCGAGAUGGAAAUUCGAUUCUAA